AUGACCAUAAACGAAGUUAAGAUGUCUCAGCCAGUUAAUCUUAUCCCAAUAAAGAGACCUGGAAGUGAAGAAGGUGAAGACGCAUCAUCGAUACCAAAAAAACGUACAAUCGAUGAUGGAAAGCGGAAUGACAGCGAUCCUGACUUUAGUUUACUUCAAAGAAGGUUAUUACAACAAUUAAAUGGUACACUUCCCACAGACGAGAAGAUGAUUUUUACGUAUUUACAAGAUUGUCAACAAGAGAUUGAUAGAAUCAUUAAACAGUCUGUCAUUCAAAAAGAGAGUCAUUCAGUAAUCCUCGUGGGACCCAGGCAAAGUUAUAAAACAUACUUACUAGAUUAUGAACUGUCCUUAUUACAGCAAUCCUACAGUGAGCAGUUCAUAACUAUCAGAUUGAAUGGGUUUGUCCAUUCGGAACAAACAGCCAUUAAUGGCAUAGCCACUCAAUUGGAACAGCAAUUGCAAAAAAUUCAUCGAAAGGACGCCAAAAUUGAUGAUACCUCUUUGGAAACUAUAAGCAGUGGUUCCCUGACAGAAGUAUUUGAGAAAAUUCUUUUACUCUUAGAUUCCACUACAAAAGCAAAAACUGAAGAUAAUGGAGAUGCUGAUAGAGGUGGUACAACGAAGAUAACAGUGGUUUUUAUAUUCGAUGAAAUUGAUACUUUUGCUGGUCCAGUAAGGCAGACUCUAUUAUACAACCUUUUUGAUAUGGUAGAACAUGCUCGGGUACCUGUUUGUAUUUUUGGCUGCACCACGAAAUUGAAUAUCUUGGAAUACUUAGAAAAAAGAGUAAAGAGCAGAUUCUCCCAAAGAGUGAUUCACAUGCCGCAAAUGCAAACCUUGGACGAUAUGGUUGAUGCCGUUAGAAAUUUACUAAUAAUUCACUCGAAAGUAUCCCUUCAUGUUACACAGUGGAAUGACUCGGUGGAAGAGGAAUUAUCCAACCCUCGAUCAAACUUGAAUAAACAUAUUAAGAUGAAUUUUGAAACUUUCCGGGCAUUACCUGCAUUUAAAAAUAGCAUAAUUCCAUUGAUAGCGACAUCCAAAAACUUUACUUCACUUUGUAGUGCCAUUAAGUCAUGUUCUUUUCUUGACUUAUACAAUAAAAACCAAUUAUCCAACAAUUUAACGGGGAGACUGCAGUCACUAUCCGACUUGGAACUAGCUAUUUUGAUCUCAGCCGCUAGGGUUGCCUUAAGAGCAAAGGACGGAUCCUUUAAUUUUAAUUUGGCUUACGCAGAAUAUGAAAAGAUGAUCAAAGCUAUCAACUCUAGAAUUCCCACAGUGGCACCCACCACAAAUAUAGAAACAGGGCAAAGUACUUUUUCCAUUGACAAUACAAUUAAGCUAUGGAUGAAAAAAGACGUCAAAAACGUUUGGGAAACUUUGGUACAGUUAGAUUUCUUUACUGAGAAAUCUGCUGUUGGUUUAAGAGACAAUGCAACAGCAGCAUUUUACGCUAGUAAUUAUCAAUUUCAAGGCACCAUGAUUCCGUUUGACUUACGAAGUUACCAGAUGCAAAUCAUUCUCCAGGAAUUGAGAAGAAUUAUUCCGAGAUCUAAUAUGUAUUACUCCUGGACGCAAUUAUGA
This is a messenger RNA of Saccharomyces mikatae IFO 1815, 1590 nucleotides long. RefSeq names its product origin recognition complex subunit 4 (gene ORC4). The transcript has a single exon. Gene Ontology annotation, molecular function: DNA replication origin binding. Lineage: Eukaryota; Fungi; Ascomycota; Saccharomycetes; Saccharomycetales; Saccharomycetaceae. Gene Ontology annotation, cellular component: nuclear origin of replication recognition complex; nucleus. Bases 1 to 1590 code for a protein of 529 amino acids. The record is from RefSeq and is a predicted model, not a curated record. Gene Ontology annotation, biological process: DNA replication initiation; DNA replication.